Limanda limanda (common dab) is the source of this 609-nucleotide messenger RNA. Its product is annotated as phospholipase A2-like. Gene Ontology annotation, biological process: lipid catabolic process; arachidonate secretion; phospholipid metabolic process. The record is from RefSeq and is a predicted model, not a curated record. The transcript is spliced from 5 exons. Lineage: Eukaryota; Metazoa; Chordata; Actinopteri; Pleuronectiformes; Pleuronectidae. Bases 1 to 609 code for a protein of 202 amino acids. Gene Ontology annotation, molecular function: phospholipid binding; calcium ion binding.
AUGGCACUGGUCUGCCGCUUGCCCUGUGUGCCCACAGCAGAGAAGUACGGCGAGAGAAACGCGUUUCACAAAGAGGACCUGAACUUUGAGCUGGAGCUGUGUCUGAAGGUCUUGACUCGCAGGAUGAACGCCCUCCGGACUCUGUUUCUCUUGGCCGCCGGCCUCUCUGUGGGUGAAUCUCUCAUCCUUCCAGCUUGUUGUGCUACAAUCGUGUCUUCUGAGCCAUAUUCGCUCUACGGGUUCAGGUUACAGAUCCUGUGCAUGAUGCCCAAAAGCUGGCCGAUUAAGGACUUCGCUGACUACGGCUGCUACUGUGGAAAGGGCGGCUCUGGCACGCCUGUGGACGAGCUGGACAGGUGCUGCCAAGUGCAUGACAAGUGUUAUGGUGACGCCCAGCAGCUCGACGCAUGCUGGUCCAUCUUCCACAAUCCUUACACCAAGUCUUACUCCCAUGACUGUGCCAAACAAAGCAAGAUGAUCACCUGUGCCGAGAACAACAGCGAAUGUGAGAUGUUCAUCUGCGAGUGUGACAGGAAGGCUGCCGAGUGUUUUGCCAAAUCUCCUUAUAACGACAAGUACAAGCACCUGCCCAGCGACCAAUGUCAGUAG